This is a messenger RNA of Vicia villosa (hairy vetch), 1800 nucleotides long. RefSeq names its product calcium uptake protein, mitochondrial. The record is from RefSeq and is a predicted model, not a curated record. The transcript is spliced from 7 exons. Gene Ontology annotation, biological process: mitochondrial calcium ion homeostasis; calcium import into the mitochondrion. Gene Ontology annotation, cellular component: uniplex complex. NCBI's taxonomy places the organism in Eukaryota, Viridiplantae, Streptophyta, Magnoliopsida, Fabales, Fabaceae. Gene Ontology annotation, molecular function: calcium ion binding. The coding region runs from base 96 to 1502 and encodes 468 amino acids.
UAUCUGUACAAAGUGAACACGUUAUGCCCAAAAAAGUGAAAUUAUUCCCACCAUACAUCUAACCCCACCUGAACAAGCAGGACUUCACUUCGAUCAUGUCUUUCAUUUCCACUCUCAGAAGAUCCAUCUCACCCUUCAUCUCACACUUUUCAAUCCAACGCUUCCAGAUCCUCCACCCUUCCACCUCAUCGCUUCUCAACUCCCGGAACGGUGUUUUCGCCGUCAUUCUCGCCGGCACCAGUCUAGGGUUUCUUCUCUACACCACCGACUUUGAUUCAACUCUCUUUCAACCUUCACUCUCUUCUUUUGUUGACUUGUCUACACCGGAUUCCGAAGACCAAAAUGGAUCUCGUUUUUCACCUUCUUCGUUGUUUGCGAAAUUGUCACUUCCUGAAACUUCUGGUACCUUCAUUUUUGGAGAGGCGUUCAGGAGAAAGGUUUUUUUCAAUUAUGAGAAGCGCAUGCGGUUGCGAAGUCCUCCGGAAAAGGUUUUUGAAUAUUUUGCAUCUUAUCGAUCACCACAAAGAGAAGUACUCAUGAUGCCGGCAGACCUAAUGAGGGCUGUAGUUCCUGUUUUCCCUCCAUCUGAAUCUCACCUUGUUAGAGAUGGAUACUUGAUAGGAGAAAGAAGCCCUGGCCAUUUAUGCUGCUCUCCUUCAGAAUUUUUUAUGCUUUUCGAUCUAAACAAUGACGGACUUAUAUCUUUUAAAGAGUAUAUCUUUUUUGUAACGCUACUCAGCAUCCCAGAAUCAAGAUUUUCUGUGGCAUUUAAAAUGUUUGACGUGAACAACAAUGGAGAGAUAACCAAGGAAGAAUUCAAGAAAGUGAUGGCAUUGAUGCGAACUCAUCAUCGACAAGGUGCUCAACACAGGAAUGGACUGCGAACUGGUCUGAAGGUGAACGAUUCUGUGGAAAAUGGAGGGCUGUUGGAAUACUUUUUUGGUGAAGACGGAAAGGGUUGCCUCCAAAUUGAUAAAUUUGUACAAUUUUUGCGAGACUUGCACGAAGAAAUGCUGAAGCUGGAGUUUGCUCACUAUGACUACAAAUCUCGAAAAACAAUUUCAGCCAAGGACUUUGCACUCUCCAUGGUUGCUUCCGCCGACAUGAGUCAUCUAGGCAAGUUGCUUGAACGGGUUGAUGAAUUGAAUAAUAAUCCAUGCUUUAAGGACAUGCGCAUCACAUUUGAGGACUUCAAAAACUUUGACGAGCUAAGGAAAAAGUUAUUUCCAUUUUCAUUAGCCCUUUUUAGUUUUGGAGAAGUAAACGGCCUGUUGACGAGAGAUGAUUUUCAGCGAGCAGCGUCACAUGUUUGUGGCAUUUCUCUCUCGGACAAUGUGGUUGAGAUUGUUUUUCAUUUGUUUGAUACAAAUCAAGACGGAAACCUGAGUACAGACGAAUUUAUCAGAGUGCUACACAAACGAGAAAGGGACAUCGGACAAUCAUUGGAAACAGGAAUGUUGGGUUUGUUGUCUUCUUGCUGGAACCGAAAACAAAACAUCUAACCUUCUAGGUUGUUUUCCGGAUAGGUAAAAUUACUUCCACAGCCAUUUUAGACCAGAAAUUAUACAGUAAUUAUGAGCCCUUGUUUGGAAGAGAGAAAAGAACAAGAUAAAAGAAGAAAAGGUGGGCACAAAAAUAAAUCAUUGUUGACAGCUUAGAAAUAGCAAAGAUGUAUUGUUGUAAAAAAAAUCUAUGCCAAUCAUGUCUGACAGUUGUAAGUUGUAACUACAUAGGGACCCUUUCCAGCUUUGUAACCAAUAUAAAACAUUUUUUAUGUUCAAUGAAAUUUGUAUUUUUGAA